Punctularia strigosozonata HHB-11173 SS5 is the source of this 1408-nucleotide messenger RNA. RefSeq lists its product as uncharacterized. Lineage: Eukaryota; Fungi; Basidiomycota; Agaricomycetes; Corticiales; Punctulariaceae. Bases 959 to 1135 code for a protein of 58 amino acids. The transcript has 4 exons. The record is from RefSeq and is a predicted model, not a curated record.
UAGGGACCGUUGCGGCCUGAUGCUGAAGGUUUCGUGGAGCGGAGCUGCGAGGGGGGGGGGGUGCGCGAUAAAGCGGGGCGAAGAAGCGUCUUUGCUUGGCGGAUCGCGUCCUGCGCAUCCUCAUGUACAUAUCGCGCGGGCCUUGAGAACGGGCCUUUGGCCCACGAAUCUCGUCCUAUCGCGCUCGUCUCUUUGUCGCUAUGCCGAUACCCCGCAUGCUGGGUCUUCAAAUCGCUCGGGGGAAACUAUACGUCGAUGCUGCUAGAGCUGCGGUGAAGGUUCAAGCUCAAGACACGUGAAAGGACGCAUCCUGCAGUCAGCCGCGAUCUCGGAGGAAUUCGCCUUUCCAAUCUUCCGGGCCCACGUAAAGGAUGCUCUCGCGCCCCCCCUGUACUCUAAGGGAUCGACGCACAUUAUCUCCAACCUCACUGGGCUGCGCAGGGAGCACACGAACAUGCGGAAGGAUCUUGAAGAUGGCGCGAACGCAUAUUCCAUCCGGAUGUCGACGGCCGUAGGCAGCAUAUGGUCAGAUCAUCACGGUCCGUCGAAUCGGGCUCCAGGUAUGAGAUCUUCAUCUAUACCCAAGAUCACAGCGCGUUACGGCAGAGCGAGCGUACGGACGACUUCUCGCUUCUAGGUGGCUUCUAUGUCCGACCCGGCCUGCUGACCUGCCAGGCGCGAGAGCGUCGUCGUCGUCGGGCACCACCGCAAGGAGGAGCGUGGUGAUCGUUCGUCACAUGCUUCGGGUGUCAUUCACGAUGGGUGCGUGCCUUACGUGAACGAGAUGGGGCCGCCUGCGACAUGCAACACGCUUUCGCGGUUCGGUAUGGUGCCGACCGUCUUCAGGCACGCGAUUCUGCGAAGGUACAGCGAAGAGACACGUAAACGCUGCCCCCAUCGCGAGCCGACGAAGACCCAGGGUGUGCCUUCCGCACUCCAGCCAUAGUCCGGGGACUCGAUGCACCACGAGACCCAGUCCUCUCUCUCACGGAAUCCGCACUCCACGCUCUCGCGCGAACCCUCCGUACGCGCAUUGCCACACCGGGCAUCCUGCUACCGGAUGCACAUCCCUGCUGCCCCCUUUCUUCCUCGCCGAGAGACGCCUUUCUACUGCUACUCCGGGGGGAAGAAGUGACGGACUGGAUGAUAAACGGGGGGCAAGAACGUGCCGGUAUCGGCGUCCAAGAUUCGUCGGCGUUCAAGCAAGCAGGCGCGAUGCGUCUGUCGCCGAGGAUGCGCGACCCGUUCGCCAUUCAUCGCGUUUCCACUUCAUCUCACCCGACUCGGCGCUGCCGGCUUCAGCUUCAGGGGUGCCAUCCGCGCGAGAGCUCACUUGACCCUCCUGCGCAGACGCAGAAGCCCUUCCGCUCCGGACCGCGUUCUCUCUCUCUCACGGACAUUGACUCCC